AUGGGAGGACUCGAGACAAUGGGGCCAUCUUCCAGCGGACUUAAAGGGGAACGCGUCUCCGGGAAACCGGAUCCGGUGUCAUGCGGUCUAAUUGGCGCGCGCUCGCAGGACGGAGGGCGUUCGGGUUCUCAGCGGGUCAGACGAGGACCCGCGUCCACGUGGAAGCUGUCACGUACAGUGGGAGGAACGGGUCCACAUCUCCUUUAAAACAAACUGGGUCAAACUCCGCGAGGUUCUGGAUGUGCACAAACCCUUUGGUGCCACAGAGCAUCGCAGUCACAGUGCGCUAAAAUGCUUUCCGCUGGCAAUUCAAUUAAAGUAGAAGUGGAAUAAAGCCAUUACUGGCACAUUUCUAUUAAGUCUCGUCACUGGUCAUCUUCUCGAGCGGCGCGCGCCCUCUAGCGGACGUUAAAGGCGUGACGCGCACAACUUCAACAUCACACUGGUUUUACUGUUUACUGUACGUCCAUUGUGCCCUGAACGAAUGAGUGCACGCGCAAUCCACGUACGCAGAUGAUUAAUGCGCAUUAAACGUUGUGUUUGUGAACAGCUGCAUCUUUAAACAGGAGCGGGACCUCGUUUUACGCACUGCCCCGUGCGCAGGUGCCACACACCCACGCCACGUGGAGCCCGUCCGGCGUAAACCCAGCCUCCGGUCCUCCCGUGACAUCCUGCAUCGUCCCGUCUUUCACUGGGUCUUUCGGCUUCUCUGUCACGUCUCACGCGGCCAAUCGCGGCUCGGCAGAGGAGCGCGCGCCUCUAUAAAGGCUGACAGCGCGCCGCUGUCAUCCAGAGCGAUGUGACGGGGCAUCGCGCUGCUCGCACGGCUGAGGCGCGCUCACGUGGCCUGGCACGGCUCCGGGUGCCCACGCGUAAAGAUGGACGACACGUUUAACCACAGCGGGGGGCUGAACCGAAGUUCACCUGCAGACGAGAAAUUCAACUUCGAAGACAUCGACGUGGGCGCGGACGGGACCCCGAUCCUGAGGAUCGUCAUCUCCGUGGUGUACUCCGUGGUUUGCGCCGUGGGCUUAGUGGGGAACCUGCUCGUUUUCUUCCUCAUGAGGUUAAGGCAAGGUCGGAAGAAGUCCACCAUCAACGUGUUCAUCAUCAACCUGGCAGUGACGGACUUCCAGUUCGUGCUCACGCUGCCCUUCUGGGCCGUGGACACCGUGCAGGACUUCAGCUGGCCGUUUGGAGACGCCAUGUGCAAGAUCAUCCUCUCCAUCACCGUCAUGAACAUGUACGCCAGCGUGUUCUUCCUCACCGCCAUGAGCGUGACCCGCUACCUGGCCGUGGCCUCGGCUCUGAAGAAGAGGCACUACAGCAGGUCGCGGUGCGUGAGGUGGGUGUGCGCGCUGCUGUGGGUGGCGGCGACGGUGGCCACGGCUCCCACGGCCGUGUUCUCCACCGUGACCGUGGUCGCUGGAGAGAAGCUCUGCCUCCUCAGGUUCCCCGAGGGACAUGACUGGCUCGCCCUGUAUCACAUCCAGAAAAUACUCAUAGCCUUCAUAAUCCCCAUGUUCAUCGUGUGCGUGAAUUACCUGAUGCUGCUGCACUACGUCAGACAGCGGAGCAUGGACAGCAGGAACCCGAGGCGGAGAUCCAGGGUCACCAAAUCCGUCGCUAUCGUGGUUCUGUCGUUCUUCUGCUGCUGGAUGCCAAAUCACGCCAUCACGUUCUGGGGCGUCUUGGUGAAGUUGAACGCGGUCAACUGGGACAAAGCCUAUUACAUGGCGCACACGUACGUGUUCCCCGUCAGCGUGUGCCUGGCGCACGCCAACAGCUGCUUGAACCCCGUGCUCUACUGCCUGAUGAGGCCGGAGAUCAGGAAGCUGCUGAGCGCAUUGCUGUGGAGGGGCUCCCCGUCCUCCAGCAGGCGCUGCCCGACGCGCUCCUUUACGCACGGAGAAGCCGGAGGAGUCGCGCCUCUGCAGGUCGUGGACGGCGCAGAAUACUCGCUGUCCAUCAUAGACCGCAAAGGCUCCACGAGCUCCAAAGUGACGGAGCACAAGCGCUAAUUUAAGUUCAGCGAAGGCAGAGUAGACGUGUAGAUGUGUCGUGCGUAAUUCCAGCUCCCUGGUGUUUGAAGGACACGCAGCUGCGCAUCAUGUCAUUGUCAAGUGUAGCGACUUCUCUCCUCUAAAAUGCAGCUACCUGUAGAUUUUAUUUGUGCCCUGUGAAAAAAAGCUUUUAUGGCAUUUUAUGAGCAAACAAGAUACGUUGAGGACGCAGGAGACGAGGAAGUAACGGUAAUAAAGGUUAAAAGGAAAAACAACGCUGCAACCUUUUCUAUUCAUGUACAGCCUGAAAAGCCCGUCUUCAAAUAAAUCACCCUUUUCCAUGAG
Molecule: messenger RNA, 2348 nt
Organism: Betta splendens (Siamese fighting fish)
Lineage: Eukaryota; Metazoa; Chordata; Actinopteri; Anabantiformes; Osphronemidae
Product: relaxin-3 receptor 1-like
Exons: 1
Coding region: 879-2021 (380 amino acids)
Biological process (GO): immune response; G protein-coupled receptor signaling pathway
Cellular component (GO): membrane
Molecular function (GO): G protein-coupled receptor activity
Source: RefSeq, a predicted model, not a curated record